AUGGAGACGGUUAGCGGUAUACCUGGACACUCGUUUGUGCUUAAAUGGACUAAAAAUAUUUUCUCGCGCACACUGCGUGUGUCUAAUUGUGUGCCUAAACAUGUUGGGUUUAUUAUGGAUGGGAACAGAAGAUUUGCCAAAAAAAAGGAGAUGGCUCUCAAAGAGGGUCACGAGGCCGGGUUCGUCAGUAUGAGUAGGAUCCUGGAACUAUGCUACGAGGCAGGAGUAGAUACGGCUACUGUGUUUGCGUUCUCUAUUGAAAAUUUCAAAAGAAGUUCACGUGAGGUUGAAUCAUUAAUGACUUUAGCGCACGAAAGAAUACGACAACUCACAGAGCGUGGAGAAUUGGCUUGCAAGUACGGGGUGCGCAUUAAAGUCAUUGGCGAUCUUUCAUUAUUGGAUAAGUCCUUGUUGGAAGAUGUUCAAGUGGCUGUAGACGCCACGAAGAACAACAAGAGAGCCACGUUAAACAUUUGCUUCCCGUACACGGGCAGGGAUGAAAUUUUACACGCCAUGAAAGAAACCGUUGCCGAACAUAAGAAGGGUGCUAUUAUAGAUGAAAGUACGUUAGAAUCGCAUCUCUAUACUGCGGGAGUUCCACCUUUAGACUUGUUGAUCAGGACGAGUGGUAUUUCCAGAUUGAGUGACUUUUUAAUAUGGCAGACAUCCAAUAAGGGCGUGCGCAUUGAACUAUUAGAUUGCCUAUGGCCAGAGUUCGGGCCCAUACGGAUGGCAUGGAUCCUAUUAAAGUUCUCAUUCCACAAAUCCUUUUUAAACAAAGAAUAUAGAUUGGAAGAAGGGGAUUAUGAUGGAGAAACACCCGAGGACUCCGUCGACUUGAAAGAAAAGAAGUUGAACUAG
This is a messenger RNA of Saccharomyces eubayanus, 861 nucleotides long. RefSeq names its product ditrans,polycis-polyprenyl diphosphate synthase (gene RER2). The record is from RefSeq and is a predicted model, not a curated record. The transcript has a single exon. Gene Ontology annotation, molecular function: ditrans,polycis-polyprenyl diphosphate synthase [(2E,6E)-farnesyl diphosphate specific] activity. Gene Ontology annotation, cellular component: lipid droplet; endoplasmic reticulum; membrane. Bases 1 to 861 code for a protein of 286 amino acids. Lineage: Eukaryota; Fungi; Ascomycota; Saccharomycetes; Saccharomycetales; Saccharomycetaceae.